Molecule: messenger RNA, 895 nt
Organism: Neurospora tetraspora
Lineage: Eukaryota; Fungi; Ascomycota; Sordariomycetes; Sordariales; Sordariaceae
Exons: 2
Coding region: 317-895 (192 amino acids)
Source: RefSeq, a predicted model, not a curated record
GAGAUUAGAAAUCAGGGGGCAAGAUAAGGACAAUGCCACCAGCGUCACAAAACAACACAUACGAACGUUAUAAAGCUGUUGUUUAUUCCUCAUUUAUUUGGUCUUUUCUAGGGUUCAUAUAUUCACCCACCUUCGACUUUAAUGCUAACUUACAAACAACCCAAAUAUUCCCAACUCCCCAGAACAAAAGUAUGUAACCUCUGCUAAUUCCCAGGUAUCCGUGAGAUACAAAACGAUCUCUCAACAUGGGCCGUGAAUGGGUCUCAUUUCUCUAUGCCAGAGAGAACACAUCCAUAUCAAUGGGAACAUGAUGUGAAUGCGAUUCGACACGCCGAAGCGCGUCUGCUGGCAACUGCUUGGAGUCAAGCAUGUGGUAUCCCCCGGUGGCGCAAUGGACUGUUGGGCGGAUGUGGGUGGAAUCGCAUCUUCGGAACUUGCACGCACUUGCCAUGCCAUAACCGCGCUUGGACAGAUCGGCAAGCUACUGGAGUGGUACGGUGCCCGGUGGGAGGAUGCGCUGUCGCUGGGGGAGACGUUCCAGAUGUAUUCGCGGGAUCUGAUGGAGAUGCUUAGGGGGAAGAAACAGCAGAUGGGACAGAGGCAGGACGGGCGCAUACGCAUGGACCGGGAGGAUGGGAGAACCACCAGCAGCAUCAACAACACCAACAACACCAACAACACCAACAUCUACAUCAACAACAUCAACAUCAACGACAACAGAAUUCGGGACCACAUCAUCGGCCCCAACCGAUCUGCUGUGUCGGGUGCACCCGUCGCCCAUAAUCGCUCCAUGUUCCCCCCGCUACUGCUCUCCCCUUCUUCCUCUUCGCACAUCGUUGUUGUUGUUGUUGUCGUCGUUCGAAUCGCAAAUGGGCGCAUGUCACGGCCGUCUUGA